GCAAAAGAGAGAAUAAACACCCUCACACACAGAUCAACUGCACCGGCUUCUAGGCGUCUGGUGACAGUUCUGCUAAGAGAUUCCUUCCUCUUUGAAUCCCUGUUGGACACUCCCUCCCGCCAGGGGCUGCAGGUGACUGAUCUGAAGCUUGGGCCCCUCCAGUCCGGACCCUCCCUCCUUUCAGGCAAGGAUCCAAAGAGGCCAGCUGCAACCUUAGCCAUCCCCUGCCCCAUUGCCGCCUCAGUGGACUCAAAGUCACCUCUGCUCCAGCAACCGCUGGCCAGAUCCGGCUAGGGACUCCCUCCCACUCCACAGCAGGAUCCAGGAACUGGUCCCUAUUGGGCAAUCAUUAAUCGGAUUCUUGGCAUUCCCUGUCCCUGGCCAGCAUGCUCCUCACUGGAGAAGGAGCAGAGGGCCAGGACUGGCAUUUGGACAUGCAGCUGCCCAGCAAGGUGGUGCUGUCCGCAGCUGCGCUGCUCCUAGUAACUGCGGCUUACAAACUCUACAAGUCCAGGCCUGCCCCAGUCGGGCAGGCAGGGAGAAACAACAAGGACCACAAAGCAGAAAAUGAAACAGAGGGCUUGGGACAACUUGCCUUCCAGGAGGCUCCACCGGGGACCCUGCCAAGGGGUCGAAGACGCAGGAAGGCCAGCAAGGGGGCUGGGACCUCACUGGACUACAGCUUGGUGGAUCCAGAAGACUCCUGCAUCCUGGACAUUUCCAGGUCUGAAGAGGCCACAAGAAAAGGCUCUGAUGAAAGUCAGGGCAGGCAGUGUCCAGGCUCUCAGCAGGUGCCUCCUCCCUGUGGUGGCCAGGAAGCCGGAACAGAUGUUACAGGUAAGCCCAACCCUCCCCACCUCCCUCAUUCGGGCUGUGAACCCAGGAGCUCCUCAGGCAGACUUGUGCCAGGAGUGGGUGGCAGCUGUGUGGGUGACAAGCUCUCUCCAUGGCCAGACAGCAGACCCCCAGAGGAAACAGGAUCUGGGGACCCGGAAGCCCCCAACGGUUGGACUGAUCUUACACUGGUCAAUGGUGACAUGAACCAGAGUUGGGUCUUCACACACAUGACAGGGGUCAGCAGGGGAGAGGCCGGGGUCCUCCAGGCUGCUGCAGACAUGGGCUUGGCCACGCAGCAGCAGGAAGGAGCCACCAACACCUCCCAUACCUUCUCAUCUGUGGCCCGGAUCCAGAUGGAGGAGAAUAUUAUACAAAAGGCAGAGGGACCAGGGCUGAAGGGCAGAGUAUAUGACUACUUCGUGGAGUCCAUGUCGAAGGCUGUCUCCAGGCCAGUUCCCUGCCCAGCAGCUCUGGCUGAUGCUCCAUCCCCUGGGCCUGGACCAGAGCCCCUUGUCACCGGAGCAGCCUCCAGAGAUGAAGCCGCUAACACAGCCGGUGGUGGUGCAUCUGAAGCAGCAUCCCUGCAGCCUGUGGCAUCCCCGUCUGCACCAGGCUUCAGCAGAAAGGUGAGUCUUCUGCAGAUCGCUGAGAACCCAGAGCUCCAACUGCAGCCUGAAGGCUUCAGGAUGCCUCUUCCUGCCCACCUGGACCAGAGAGCCCAACUCAGCUCAGCCUGCAGCCACGGGGAGCCCCACGUGCAGCUUGUAGCUGGGACCAAUUUCUUCCACAUCCCGCUCACCCCGGCUUCAGCUCUGGAUGUCCGCCUGGACCUGGGCAACUGCUACGAGAUGCUGACCUUGGCCAAGAGGCAGGGCCUAGAGGCCCUGAAGGAGGCAGCCUACAAGGUAUUGAGUGAUAACUACCUUCAGGUCCUCCGAAGCCCAGACAUCUACGGGGGCCUGAGCGGAGCAGAGCGGGAGCUGAUCCUCCAGCGAAGGUUCCGUGGCCACAAGCGCCUGGUGGUGGCAGACAUGUGUCCCCAGGAUGAUAGUGGCCGCCUCUGUUGCUAUGACAAUGUGCAGGAUGCUUGGCACCCACUGGCCCAGCUGCCCCCAGAAGCCAUGUCCCGGGGUUGUGCACUCUGUACCCUAUUCAAUUAUCUGUUUGUGGUGUCUGGCUGCCAGGGACCUGGGGGCCAACCCUCCAACCGCGUCUUCUGCUACAACCCCCUGACAGCAAUCUGGAGUGAGGUGUGCCCACUGAACCAGGCUCGGCCUCACUGCCGGCUGGUGGCCCUGGAGGGGCACCUCUAUGCCAUUGGAGGUGAGUGUCUGAAUACAGUGGAGCGUUAUGACCCUCGCCUGGACCGCUGGACCUUUGCCCCGCCUCUCCCAAACGAUACAUUUGCCCUGGCACACACAGCCACGGUGUGCGCCAAUGAGAUCUUUGUCACCGGGGGCAGCCUGCGCUACUUGCUGCUCCGAUUCUCGACCCAGGAACAGCGUUGGUGGGCCGGCCCCACCGGGGGCAGCAAGGACCGCACGGCCGAGAUGGUGGCUGUGAAUGGCUUUCUCUACCGUUUUGACCUCAACCGCAGCCUGGGCAUCAGCGUGUACCGCUGCAGUGCCAGCACCCGGCUCUGGUAUGAGUGUGCCACGUACCGCUUACCUUACCCUGAUGCCUUCCAGUGCGCCGUUGUGGAUGACCAUAUCUAUUGUGUGGGACGCAGGCGCAUGCUCUGCUUCCUGGCGGAUCACAUCUCACCCAGGUUUGUGUCUAAGGAAUUAAAGGGUUUCCCUUCUGCACGGGGCACCCUUCUGCCUGCCGUCUUGACCUUGCCUGUCCCUGAUGUGCCUCAGACCCCUGUCUAGCAGUCCCUCAGCUGGGCCCCAUCAGGAUUCAGAGAAACCCCCUGCCUAUCACUCUGGGUAAGAAGCAAGCAGGACCAUGACAGGCCGUGGAGUGGAAAGUGAUCUCUCCUCCACCACAGGCUAUGGGGCCUUGGAGGAUUCUUGAAAAGCCACAUUACAGGCCUGCCACAACAUCGAAGCCGGAGCCUAGCAUUCCAUGACAGCUGGAGUCCCACAACUUCGUGAGUGACUGACCCAGCACUGUGAUUCAAGUCAGGAUUCCUGGUGGGGGCUGUUUCAGGAUCCCACAGAAAUGAAGGGUUACAGUCUUCUCCCAAUCACAGUUCCAGGGGCCAGGGUACCUCCAGACGAUUUCUCAAGCUGGUUGGUUUUCUGUGAGCUACCACAGACCACCUUCUUAAGCAAUGGUCUCACCAAUUCCUAAGCAUUGAGGCCCACUUUAGAAGCUUCUAGAAGCACCUGGAGCACAGGUGGAAAGAACUGAAGGAGGGUUUGGGCAGGAGCAGGAAGCAGCUCAGGAUAGCCCUGAGGUUUGGCCAGCAGGACAGGCACAGCUGAAGCUGAAGGCAUCCACAGUAACGCUGUUUGAGAGCAUAUUGGCCAAGGCCCACUUUUUUUUUUUUUUUUGUUACCUCAAGUUCUGUGUGCUGGAAAGAGAAAGGCAUCCAUCUUGACAGGAGUUCUAUUUGCAUAUUAAUCAUUGCACAAUUGAGGUCUUGGGAGGCAGAUGUGGUUCCAGGCUCCCUUUUCCGGCCCCUGCCAUGCCCACAACCACCUGACCUCAAUAGACUCCCCAGAGUUCAGAAUCCUCUCUGCCUGGGCAGGGCAGCCACCAUUCUUCAGCUCGUCCAUGUGACCAGCUCUGUGUCUGGUGGCCGAUGGCCAUCUCAUCUGCCUCGUUGGAUGAGAAGGAACGAGGAAAGGCAGGUCUGGGAUGGAGCCAUGGAGUUGGAAGAUUCUAGUGGAGCAUCCAGGCCCCCAAUCUUUUAUAUUGAAGGGAAUCCAACUUCCAGGAUGAAAGGCAGAGAGCCUGGUCCACCCUGUUACCCUGCCUACUAAGCCCUUGCUCCAUUCUGAGGGAGACAAAGAUAUUGAGAGAAAAGUGAUGAUGCUCUAGAGAUGAGCCAGGAGCCAGGGGGGUGCGAGUCACAAUCGGGGCGGGGCCUGACAAGUGGACGGAUGACAAAAACCUGGACACUGGCCCUAUAAAAAAACCUUCCCAGAUCCCAGGGGUGGCCAUGCAGCUGUGAGAACUGAGGCUGGGGCACUUUGGGGAAGAUUUGGGGUUAGGAUGUAGAACAAGGAAGAGUUUUGACAUGGAGAUGAGAAGAGAGCAUUUGUUGUACUGUACAAGGUGACUAUUCCUGGCCAGAGGCCUAGAGGAAGAACCAGCUGAACACACUUGAAAUUGAAAGCUGAGCAAGAAAGACUGUCUGAGCCAAUGUCCCCUCCCCUCUGCCCCUUGCCUCCCCUACCAAAGUCAUGUCACAUUACUCACACAUCAACCUCUGAGAAACAUUGGGGUGGGGGAAAUGGAUGGCUUCAGUAAAAUGACUCAAAGAGGACAUUGCCAGGCGGAGGUGGGGCAAGGUGCUUUUGGGAGAUACACCCAGCUUCCAGGCACAGGCUAGCCCGAAGAUGAAACAUGUUAAGGAAACUUCCAGAAGCCUGUGGCACACCAAAAGUAAGAACCAGGCAAGUGAUUCCAGGGAAGUUGCAAAAAAGAAAAACAAACAAACAAAAACCCCAAAACCCUGUGUUUUGUGAAUUGUGAAUUGUGAGUGUGAUCUUUAUUGAAAGAAGGGGCGCUGAGACUAAGCUGUUGUACAUCCCUUAGGCUCACGUGGCAGACAUCACCAAUCAAUCCCUGAUGAGCCCUUAUAAUGACCUCAGAACUGUUCAAAACAGAAGCCCCACAGUCAUGGCCCGUAGGUUAGAGCUGGCAUGUCGUUACUGGCUUGACGAGGAGCUGGUUUGGGGAGUGGAAGUGGUUAUAGCAGAGCCAAGUAACCCAGGGAACCCAGCAGAGGCACGGUGGACAGAGUUCACUGGUGAGAUGAACACGUGCAGUCUGUUUGGGCCAGGCUGGGCACUGCUCUUCCGGUGGGGGAGCAGCAGUGUCCCAGUGGAGGAGAACAAGCUGAUUCAUAGACCAAUCACAGGCACAGAAAGCGAUUGAACUCAGCAUGCUUAACUGCUAAGGCAAGGGCAAAGCAAGCCCUGCAAGACAAUCAGGCCUCCGAGAGGAAAUGUAUCGAAAUGUAUCAAAAUGUAUGGGAGGAGGGAUCAGUUUGGAGAUUCACCUAGAGGGAAGGGGAAGGGUUUUGCCACAAAGGCAAGGGGACAGGGCUGCUUCUGAGGAGGACAGUCUCAGGGUGGUAGAGGGAUAGACCACUGAUCUGGCUUUGUUCCCUGGGAGAGAAGCCGAUUUGGUACACUUGGGGACAGUUACAAGGGAGUCACAGGUACCCUGUUCAAGUCUGCGGCUGUGGGCAGCCUGCUGGCUCAGAGUCUAAUUCCCACUUGACUUUAGGAAACAGCCUACAGUCUGGGGACAUCCUGGCCUCAGCCUCUGAGUAGCCUAAGCAUCAGGGGGCUCUGAGGACCAUCUGUCUUGCUUUUUUUCUAAUAAGAGUUCUUACUGCUUUAGGGGAGGAAAGAUGAUGUGAGGGUUAUUUUCCACUUUAAGCCUGUCUAUGUCCCUUUAUAGAAAAAUAAAUAGACAAUUGGAAGAUAGAGAAAUGUAUUUUAAAAAACUGUCAAUUCUGCCACCCAAAGAUGUCUCCUGAGGGGUGUGUGUCCCUGGGGUCUCUUUCUUCUGUUUGUAGGUUUUGUUUGGCUUGGUUUUUGCCCGGGUGUAUUUGUGCUGAACAUACAAUUCUGUUGCUUCCUUCUGCACACAGCGUUUUUCAGAAUAAGCAUCCUCCCGUGUUAUUACAAACCCUCGGUAAACAUCAUUUUCAAAAGGCACUGAAUAUUCCACCCACUGAAUGGAUCGCACUUUAUUUAAACACGUUCCCCUCCUGUUGGGCCCGUGGAUUCCCCCCACCCCUGUUGGUUUCUUUUUCUCUCAUAAAUAAAAUAAAUGGUCUUUGUUUCUC
Molecule: messenger RNA, 5809 nt
Organism: Mus caroli (Ryukyu mouse)
Lineage: Eukaryota; Metazoa; Chordata; Mammalia; Rodentia; Muridae
Gene: Klhdc7a
Product: kelch domain containing 7A
Molecular function (GO): protein binding
Source: RefSeq, a predicted model, not a curated record